CGCAAAUGGACGGCGGGGAAUGGAAGGCGAUGGGGAGCCGGACCUUUCUGCGCAGACUCCGUCACUCAGAGCGGAGGCGGCGCAGCGGGGAAGGAAGCGGCGGAAGGCUGGAUUGCUGUUAAUAGAAUUUUACAUAUAUCUCAAGUAUGGGUGUUAGAGGCUUGCACUGGUUUGUGACCAACGCCUGCCCAGAGGUGUGUACAGUAGUAAACCUGAAAGAAAUGGCAGAAAACCACCGCAGCAGAUAUCCUGGUUCUAACCCUGUUCUUGUGGUAGAUGCUAUGUCUUGUCUUCGGCAGUGGUACACACCAGAGUCAUGGGUCUGUGGUGGCCAGUGGCGUGAAUAUAUUUCCAGUUUGAAUGGUUUUGUAAGUGUCUUCAUAGCAGCUGGUAUCAAACUGGUAUUCUACUUUGAUGGGGUGGUGGAGCAGAAAAAACGACAUGAAUGGGUCAAACGAAGAUUGAAAAAUAACAAAGAAAUUGCCAGAAUCUUUCAGAUUAUCAAGACCAAUAAGCAACAACCUGGGAGAGGCAUGUUCUUUAUUCCAUCUGGGUUGGCUACUUUUACACGCUUUGCCUUGAAGACCCUUGGUCAAGAGAUAAUAUGUUCACUGCAAGAGGCAGACUAUGAAGUGGCAUCUUAUGGACUGCAGAACAAUUGCAUGGGAAUUCUUGGAGAAGACACAGACUACCUGAUUUAUGACACGUCUCCAUAUUUUUCCAUUAAUAAGCUCCGCUUGGAUGAGAUGGUAACAGUCAUGUACUCAAGGCAGAAUCUCUGCAGCAGGUUAGGCCUGCAAGUAACUGAGCUUCCCCUUUUGGCUUGCCUCCUCGGCACAGAUAUCGUUCCAGAGAGGGCCAUGGAACAUUUUCGGAAUCAUUGUGUUGCUUCGUAUUGUGCAAAAAGCCAAGGCUCUGAUAAAAAGGCUAGCAUGAUUCUAGCUGUCGCAGAUUAUAUUUCAGUUCUUCCACGUUCGUAUGAAAGUUUGGUUGCUUUGGCAGAGAAGUUGCCUUUGGGAUUAGACAAGACUAUAUUUUGCAAAGGAAUAGAGUCUUACCUCCUACCAGGGCAGAUGUCUCCAUGGCUCCCUUGUGACUUUUCACAUCAUUCAGGAUCCUCUCUCAAACAAGAUGGGUCUCUGUGUUUAGAUGAGGAGAUUGUUCAGAUAGCAAAAGAACAGCAUGUGAGAGCUGAAAGCUACAUGGUGUACAAUGUCCUGAGUGGUGGAGAAGUUGAAUGCAGCAACACACUGGAAGAUGAACAUGAUACAGAGCUUCCUGGUCAGGCGCUUAUCUUCUGCCCUGCUCGUCAGCAUAUCUAUUCGAUCCUGCUGGAAUCUGCAAAAGAUGUCCAGGGAACAAGUCCUGUAAUAAAGGAGUGGUUUGUGUAUCCUGGGAAUUGUUUACAGCAGCCAGAUCUGGUGCAACCCAAACAACUCCCAGGUGGGACUCCUGGAUUGAGAUCUCUAUGGCUCAGCAGGGGACCAGAGGCUGAAAAGCAACGCCAUCACACAUUUCUGGCAUGCUUUCAACUGCAGGACAUAGCAGAGGACCUCCAGACCUUGGAAGCCUCCGUUGAAGCUGCCUGCUCCUUGCUAAUCUACCUCACUCUACAAGUGGACAGCCUCUCUUUGGAAGACUUGCAUGCAUUUAUGGCUCAGGCUCUGUGCCUUGAGGGGAAGUCAGCUGCUCAGCUUGCAGACUUGCAGCUUCCCCAGGUUGAUCCAAGAGCUGUGCAGCUUGGUUCUCUCUUUGUCCGGGGCCUGUGUGUACUGCUUAUGGCCAACAGUGCCUGUGGCUUCCCCUUCAGAAUGGAGGAUUUAAUGCCUUGGCGAGUAUUUGAUGGAAAACUUUUUCAGAAGAAAUACCAGCAGGCUCAUAGAGGAUGCUCUUUACAUGAGCUCUUGGAAGGCAAUGAAUAUUGGCUCACCAAGUUUCAGAAUUUGAUGUCACUUAUUUUCAAAGCAUGCUCAGCAAAAGGCAGAAACAUCCAGAACAGACAGAGAUUGAACAGCUCAGUGACAGAGAGACGAGAAAGAGUUGCAGGCUUUUACUUUCCGAAUCGAGGCAGAACUCAGUCUCAUCCUUACUCUUAUCACCAUCAAAACAGCGAAUGCCAAUGGAGAGGUCCUCCAACACCUGGUUAUCCACCUGAAGCUCAGCCUUCAGGUCUAGGAUACAGAUCGAGACAUCGACCAGCAAGGGGACAAAGAUUCCAGCUUGCACCUCGAUGGCCCAGAUGAUCAUCUCAUCAGUGGAACAGAAUAAAAAGAGUGUUUUACAGACAAAGAGUUCUGAUCAUGUAUGCCAAAUUAAUGAUUAAAAUUAAUAGACUGAUUUAUUUUGUAGAAAGAAUGACUAGGUACAAUAUAGUUUUUGGUUUUUUUUUAACUAAGUUGUGUCAUAUAUUGUAUUUUGAUCUUACAAGCUGCACAUAUUCCCAUGAGUAUAUUGUAGCCCUCUGGAUUAUAAGACACGACUUUGAAAGACAGUACAAGUUUACAGCCACCAAAAUAAUAAUAAUAACAGUACAAAGGAAUUUAAAAACUUCAGAGUUUUCUGCAGAGAUCUAUGGCUAGUAUCAUUCACACCUACAACUCUUAUAUUGGCUAUAUUUGCAUUCCCUUGGUAGUUUUGCCUGCUCCCGUUUCUUUGCAUGCCUAAGCCAUAGUUCCAAAUGCUCGACUGAAGUUUCAAGGUACUGCAGUGAUAGAAAUUUGGGGACUGAAGGAGCAUGUUAUUGUGGAGACUGAAUUCUUAUUAGGGUGCAAAGGCUUCAUUUUAUUCCCUUGUGUAAGCUAUCCCCACUGGCUUGGCCCUAGUACCUGCUCUCAAACAAGCCCCAAGAGACAUGUUAUUAUAAGUGUACUUAAUAACUUAAUUAUGUUACUUAAUUCUGCAGAUAGUUGUCAUUUUGUUAAGACCAGUGUUGGACAUCAAGGUGUGCUAAUGCCUGCAUUUGUGUCUGAAUGUCACAGCUGAAUGAAGGAGGACUUAACAAGUGCAAAUCCCAGCCCUGGUGUUCUCUCAGUGCCUUGAAGAGGCACAUAAUUUUGUGUCAUCACAUAAACCCAACCCCACAGUUAUCAAGAAGCUGAGAGGGGCAUUGCAUCUGGGAAUAGUUGCUUUUGUGGGAGAGAAAUCAGCAUAUACAAUAACUGUCACGAUUCGACCAUGAUUAGAAAUUGUACCAGGAGAGUGACUGUGACUACUUAAGAAACAAUCUUAGGAAAGGCUCUGCUUAGACAUUUUGAAUUCCCUUCUAUGGUUCCUGCAAAGUGCAGCUGGUCCACGUCCUUUAUCUUGAAACGCAAAGGGAUCAUUCCCCUUUUGCAGUAACCCUUCCACUUACUGGGGCCUACCAGUAGCAAUUUGCAACAAUAGAAGAACAAAGCUGCCAUUUGACCUAGAAUACAAUUUUCAACUAAUUAAUAAAGUGACCAUUAGUGCCCGAGGGGAUAAUAACAGGAGUAAGAGCAAAUUACUGUGCUAACUAAUGCUUGUUAAGGGGGGUGCAAAGGAGAAAUGGUCAUUGUAUUGCAAAUGUCUGGAGGCUCUAUUCUUUUUUUUCUCUUCAACCCCUCCCCCACCUAAUACUCUUAAAGUGCUCCCACUCAACACUUGCUCCUUCUAGGACCCUUGCAAACCAUGUAAGAAUUAGCCCUUCAAAGAUCAAUCAGGAUCUAAUUGUUGCUAACAAAGUGCCACCUGGUGAGAAAUGUUACAAUAUACCUUCAUUACGAAGCAUUCAGUCUCUGAGCCCCACAACUACAGUAAAGGAAAGGGGUGAAGGGAGUGACUCUAUUGCCCCUGCUGUUCUCGGGCACCUGCGAUGCUUGUAAAAGACUUCAAGGCAAGGGAAAAUGUGCUGUUUGCACUGCAUUCAGCAAAGUUAGUUCUGUGAUAUCUAAGAAUGAUUCUUUCAGGUGUUCAGAUCUAAAUGUGGUGUGUUUCUCCAUGAGCAGUGGAGUUUUUCAUGCACCACUCAAAUAUCACAGUAGGCCUCCUGAUAGAGCAAGGAAAUAAAUGUGAUUCUGCCCAAGUAUGACAAACAGUUUGCAGUGUUUAGGGUUAACCUUUCCUUAGGGAAAAACCAAUCAAAACCAAUCAAAAGAAAAAAAGAAAGAAAUUAAACUCCCUUUAAAAAUGGAUGGGGGAGGGAAAAAAUUCCUGUAAAACCUCAUCCCUUCUCCCUUUGAGAUGAAAUCAGAAAGAUACACAAAGGAAAAUCAUCAAAAUUCCACACCCUCCAACUGCCUUUGUUUGGCAAGGACAGUCCAGGUUAAUCCUCUGUUCCUCAUUUUCAACUGCUUUUAAAAUGUUCCAGUUUUUCUCUCUUCCAUCCACUUUGUCUUUGGCUCAUUUCGGUUGCUACAAGCUAAGUUCAAAGUGGAAAAGUAGCUUAUACUCAAACCAACAGAGGGAAGAGGAGUGGAGGAUCAGAAUCUUGCCCUUCUCAGUAAGAUGAAACAAAAGCAAACUGUUGCAUCCUCUCCUAAUUUGUGCAUUCUUUUUGUUAACCACACUAUGAUGUUGCUUGGUCAUAUGUGUCACAAUUUUCAUCUAUGAAAUGUUGGAGGGUAUGGAACUCAGCUAAAAUUGGUCAUAACAUCUCAAUAAAUACUGCAACCUAAUUUUAGUGGCACUUUUACACAUUUAAAUUGGUAUGUAUACUUCAUACAUGCCUAUACGCAGCUUAUUAUUAUUAUUAUUAUUAUUAUUAUUAUUAUUAACCUUUAUUUAUA
Sceloporus undulatus (fence lizard) is the source of this 4745-nucleotide messenger RNA. It is a transcript of the gene FAM120B, whose product is annotated as family with sequence similarity 120B. The coding region runs from base 147 to 2243 and encodes 698 amino acids. NCBI's taxonomy places the organism in Eukaryota, Metazoa, Chordata, Lepidosauria, Squamata, Phrynosomatidae. The record is from RefSeq and is a predicted model, not a curated record. The transcript has 11 exons. Gene Ontology annotation, cellular component: nucleus.